This is a messenger RNA of Penicillium hordei, 450 nucleotides long. Its product is annotated as nuclear transport factor 2 family protein. The transcript has a single exon. The record is from RefSeq and is a predicted model, not a curated record. The coding region runs from base 1 to 450 and encodes 149 amino acids. Lineage: Eukaryota; Fungi; Ascomycota; Eurotiomycetes; Eurotiales; Aspergillaceae.
AUGGUCGCAACCACCACGGACCACGAACUCAUCCGCAAUUGCAUCUCGCGCUACUGCAUUGGCGUCGAUCUCAGAGACUGGGAAAUCUUCUCCAGAGCCUUCACGAACAACGUCAAAGUAUCCUUUCCUGCACCCGCUGAGAGCACCGAAGGAAUCGCAGCACUCACGUCCUCAGUGCAAGGCAUGGUCGGCAUUCUCCAAACACAGCAUGCUUUGAGCACGCAGGUCAUCGAACUGACGGGCGAACGAACGGCAGAAGCCACGACUUAUGUCAGCGCCGUCCUGUCCGGUGUGGGCAAGAACGAAGGUAAAUUCGUGACUAGUUGGGGCAUGUAUCAGGACAAGCUUGUGAAAGACCUUUUUGAAGGUAGGGAAGAUUGGAGGAUAGCUGAGCGGAUAGCCAGUUCUUGGCUGCCUUUGACUGGGGAUUUGUCCUUACUUUCAGCGUAG